UUUGCAGUGGUGUAGUAGUGGGGUUUUUUUAUUAUUUGACCCCAAAUCAGAAUUCUACAACUUUCAACCACCGCCACCACCGCCACCGCCAAUCCCGCCGGCAACCCCAAACAUGGGAAAUUCCUGGAGUAAAAGGUUCCACCGCCACAGCCGCCACCACCAUCCUCAGCCGCAGCCGCAAUCGGAGCCGCAGCCACAGCAGCCGCCGCAAUUGGAGCCGCCGCCUCCGCCGCCUCGGCAAUCGGAGCCGCAGCCGCCACCUUUUCCUCCACCUUCCUCUUCACCAAACCCUCCUUCUCCGAUCGCGUUCCCCCCAAUAAAUUCACCGCCGGCGAUUCCACCACCACCACCACCACAACAACCGCAACUUACAUCGCAACCCCACGAUGAUCUCAAUCCGCCGUCCCAACCACCAAGCUACGCUUUUGCAGCCUACGCCCCUCACUCUACAACCCCGCCGCCGGAACAACACCCUUACCCCGCCGUCCCCCAAUGCCCCAACCGCCCUCCGCCGUCGCUCCCCAUUCAACCCUACAACAACAACAAUUACAACUACUCCAACCCCAACUACUAUGUGAGGCCCGUCAAUACGAUGGGUCAAUACUCCAACUACCGUCCUUAUUACUCACCCCAAAUCAACAUGUGGGGCCCACCCGCCGCGCCCCCUCCUCAGCUGCCGCCCCCGCUGCCGCUAAUACAGCCCGCCCCCUACGUGGAUCAUCAGAGCGCCAAGAAGAUUAAGAAUGAUGUGAAUGUUCAUAAAGACACAAUUAGGCUUCAAUCGGAUGAGCUGUACCCCGAUUGCCACGUGGUUACCUUCACCUUUGAUGCUUUGGUUGAUGGAAGUAUUACUAUCUUCUACUUUGCCAAGGAGGGAGUCAACUGUAAAUUUAUUCCAUUAUAUCCGGAUAUCGUGCCUGCAAAAAUUCCGUUCCAAAAAGGACUUGGACAAAAGUUCUGCCAGCCUUCAGGAACUGGUGUGGACUUGGGCUUCUUCGACAUUGAUGACCUGUCAAAGCCUGUUCCAGGAGAAGACGCUUACCCACUCGUAAUAUCUGCCGAGUCAUUUUCACCGUCUACGAGUACAGCCGAGCGUACAGAUGCCGAACUGGUUAAAGCGUCUCAUGCUCAGAUCUCUCAGGCUGUCUUGGAAAAAAAAGGUGGUAAUUUCCAAGUCAAAGUAAUAAAGCAGAUUCUGUGGACCGACGGGGCCCGCUAUGAAUUGCGUGAGAUUUAUGGGAUUAGUGAUGCGGAUGAAGGUGCUGUCAACGAUGUUGAUUCGGGAAAUGAAUGCAUCAUUUGUUUGACUGAGGUCAAGAACACAGCUGUCUUGCCAUGUAGGCACAUGUGUAUGUGCAGUGACUGUGCCAAAGAGCUGAGGCUCCAAUCAAAUAAAUGUCCCGUUUGUCGGCAGCCCAUUGAAGAGCUUCUCGAGAUCAAGAUUGAUGAAGAAUCUGGAGUUUAGGAAGAGGAAGUUUAGCACGUCGGGACGAAAUCGACCAAAGGCUUCUAUAUGAAUAUUUAAAUCAUACACAAAAAAAUUGCAGGUUGGAGAAAGAUCCCUCCCUCCCUCCCUGCUUAUCAAGAUCUGUACAGUUCACAGUGUUAUGUAUUGCAACUUUAUAUUUUUGCACAUUGCAUGUUUUGGUAUUUGCCUUUACUAAUUUUAUUUCUCUUUCUUUUUUUUUUCUUGCUAAAGUUUGUUUUAUAUUUAUUUGUAAAUGCUUUACUAAUUUUUGUCCUUUUUAACUCCAAAGUUUGCAGUAAAGUGUAUAAAAGAAAAGAAUAAUCAUAUUUGAUCCCUGCUUUGAUGGUGCUUA
Molecule: messenger RNA, 1820 nt
Organism: Erythranthe guttata (spotted monkey flower)
Lineage: Eukaryota; Viridiplantae; Streptophyta; Magnoliopsida; Lamiales; Phrymaceae
Product: putative E3 ubiquitin-protein ligase LUL4
Biological process (GO): protein ubiquitination
Molecular function (GO): ubiquitin protein ligase activity
Source: RefSeq, a predicted model, not a curated record